UUAUUUAUUUAUUAGAUAGACCUUUUGUUUGCUCAGGAAUCAUCAUUACUACGUAUUUAAAUGAGGAGUUUUUUAAAAACUGAGCAAAAUAAAUAUUGGUAAUCCUCAAUUCAACAAUUUACUCUAAAUUAGUUUGGAAAGGAUAAAUGAUGUGUUUAUUCAGGUGUUAAGUUAUUUGAACAGAUCAAUGUAUCAUGGAUAGGCACAAAAAAUGAAUCUCAGUAAUAUGUAAGUACUCCUUUAAACAAUCCAUUAAGGAAAAAACUAAGAUAUACUUGUAUUAAACAAGUUGUAUUCAUAACAAGAAGUCUAAUACAGUAACAAAAGUUUAAAACAAUGGCCUUCUUAAGGGCUAGACUUAGAAAACGUAUAAUAGUAGGAUGUAUCAUUCUGAUUCCAUACCUUAUAUACUUUUCCAAUUGGAAGUUCACAUAUGAAACAAAAGUUGAAGUUAGCCGGAACUAUUUACAAGGAGUGAAAUAUGAAGAUUACUACAUCAAAGCAGACGGAUAUUACAAAUUUAGUUCUCAGACAGUGGGUUUGAUCAUUGGAAACAAUAGAUCUGAUUAUAGAAGUCAACAAAUGGAAUCAUCUCUUUUGUACGAAUUUUCUCCUGAUAUUGAAGAGAAUGUAAGGAACCUGUUUAUCAAUGAAAAUGGAACUAAUGAUCAGCUUGAAUUUCAUGUUAUCAGUCCAGCUAUUUUGCCUUAUAAGGGUAAUAUUAUGGUUGUGGCGAGAGUUUGGUUGAAUUAUGAGCGUCGUCGUUCAGUAGAUAGAUUGAAUGAGAAGAACCAAUGGAUGGACAACUAUCUUUAUUCGCAGAUGUUUGAUGGCAAAAUGCAUCCUAUAUCUCCUGGCAAAUUACUCGGCAUCCCAGCUCCUGUCCAAUAUAAAAUGAAUGCUGGCUGCUCGGAUGCCAGACUUUUUAAAUGGAUGGGAUCUCUCAUGAUCUCUUUUUACAUGACUAUAAGAGACAAUAAAAGUAUAGACAUUGGACAGCUAUAUUUAUUGGAUUAUGAGCACAACAUUAUACGGAAGCCAAAAAUUGUAAAUCACACAAUUGCCAGAAUUGAUUCAAAUUGGGCACCUUUAAUAAUAAACGAAUCUCUUCAUUUUGUUUACACAAUGGAUCCAUUGAGAAUUCUAAAAUGUACAAGAGAAGAAAAUAUGGAUAUAAUCUGUCAUUUUAUCAUGUCUAUUGAUACUGCCUUAGUGGAGUAUCCAUUUCACAGACGGACUGACUUUUUGCGUGGAGGCUCACCAUUUUUACCAUAUAAGGAGUCUUAUUUCAUCAGCGUGACUCACUCAACCUUGACAUAUAUAACUGAUGAUCAGGAAUGGCCUCAUCCAAUAUAUGGUGCCCAUAUUGUACUUCUCAAAGUUUACCCAUUUAGAAUAAUUUAUGUCAGUGAACGUCUCAAAAUUCACCCUCGUAUUUAUGACAAAAUACCGAUAGUUCGAAACAAGUACAUUCUUCACCCAUUCUUGUACCCAAUUGGUCUCAUCAUAGAAGACAGCAACACUAUUGAUAUAGGCAUCCAUAUAAAUGAUUAUAGAGCAUUUAUUAUUCGUCUUACUGGAAUUGAAAAUGUCUUAGAUGAGGCCAUAAUGAUAGACAGCGGGAAUAAUGGCUAUAAGGAAACAGCACAGCCUAGAUCUAUUCAGCAGUUUGUGAAACAUUCACUCCAGAAAUCACAUUUUAAUCAAACUUGGAGAAUUGAGGAGGAAAAUACAAAACAGAACAUAUCUUGAUAAACCUCUGAUGGUUAAUAUUUAAACAAUUAAUUCAACUUGAAUUUUGAAUUCAUUUGCAUUUAGUAAUUGCAGUAUCAUUUUUU
This is a messenger RNA of Owenia fusiformis, 1838 nucleotides long. Lineage: Eukaryota; Metazoa; Annelida; Polychaeta; Sabellida; Oweniidae. The record is from the annotation of a GenBank genome assembly.